CACAGCAGAAGUUCAAGCUCAGCUCUCUGUGGAUGUGGAUGCAUCUCUCUCUCUCUCUUACUCUAACUCUGUCUCUCUCCAUGUGAGGGUCUUGGGUAUUGCCUAUACAGUCAGUCGGGUGGAUGCGUAGUGUGGCUGGCAGCAACACCAGUGAAUCUGCUUCUGAUUUUUCACAAGACGAAUGCCAACCUUUUUUUAUGGCAAAAACUGCCAUAGUGUGUUGGAUCUAGACUCUGUGGACAGACAGGUCCAAGACAGGGCACCUCAACUCAGGGUGGUUGUGUGGAGGAGUUUUCUUUUGCUUGUCCCCUGGAAUAACUGACCCUGGGACAGAGCAGGCAAAGGCCUUGCAAGGAUACUGCAGAACUUUCCUGAAAGCUUGACAGAUACAUCGACACAAUGCCGGGGUCUGUAAGGUUACAAAGCAUCAAGAAGUUUGGGCAGGAAAACAACGGCUAUGAUUUCACAGAUGACGGCAAAAAUGGAGAUUACAUGACAAUGGGAUCAUCAAAAGACAAAGACUCUAAACAGACGAAAGACCAACCAGCCAUCCGAGUCGGAUUCUUUCAAUUGUUUCGCUUUGCCAGCUGCCGCGAGAUUAUGAUGAUGAUAGGGGGCAGUUUUUGCGCGAUUCUGCAUGGUUCAGCACAACCUCUGAUGUUGCUGGUGUUUGGGAUGCUAACAGACACGUUUAUUGAGUAUGAUAUGGAGCUACAAAUAUUAACGGACCCGGCUAAGGACUGUGUGAACAAUACUAUUCAGUAUCGUAAUCUCACCCAUGAGGAGAACUUGGAGCUGAAUAUGACAACAUCUUGCGGUAUUUUGGACAUCGAAUAUGAGAUGACAAUCUUUGCAUAUUACUAUGUUGGCAUCGGGGUCGCUGUAUUCAUUCUGGGAUAUUUUCAAAUCUCCCUGUGGGUGAAUGCUGCAGCCCGUCAGAUCCAGAUCAUCCGCAUGAUGUACUUCAGGAAGGUGAUGAGGAUGGAGAUCGGCUGGUUCGACUGCACUUCUGUUGGGGAACUUAACACACGCAUGUCUGAUGACAUCAACAAGAUCAAUGACGCCAUAGCGGACCAGGUGAGCAUCUUCAUCCAGCGCUUCACCACCUUUGUGUGCGGCUUCCUCAUGGGCUUCGUCAAGGGCUGGAAACUCACCCUCGUCAUCAUCGCAGUCUCGCCACUCAUUGGCGUGGGAGCUGCCCUCAUGGCUCUGUUUGUAGCCAAGCUGACCGGUCAGGAGCUGCAGGCCUACGCCAAGGCUGGAGCGGUGGCCGACGAGGUCCUGUCUGCCAUCCGCACCGUGUCCGCCUUCGGUGGGGAGCUGAAGGAGGUUGAGAGGUAUGACAAGAACCUGAUCUCGGCACAGCGUUGGGGCAUCAGGAAGGGCCUGAUCAUGGGCUUCUUCACCGGCUACAUGUGGUUCAUCAUCUUCCUCUGUUACGCUCUGGCCUUCUGGUACGGAUCCAGUCUGGUGGUGGACGCUGAGGAGUACAGCCCUGGAACUCUGCUGCAGGUAUUUUUUGGUGUUUUGAUUGCCGCACUGAAUCUUGGCCAGGCGUCUCCAUGCCUAGAGGCCUUUGCCUCCGGCAGAGGGGCAGCGACAAUCAUCUUUGAGACCAUUGAACGGGAGCCAGAGAUUGACUGCCUGUCAGAGGGGGGCUACAAAUUGGACAAGGUGAAAGGAGACAUUGAGUUCCACAACGUGACCUUUCACUAUCCUUCCAGACCAGAAGUCAAGAUCCUGGACAAGCUGAGCCUGCCGGUGAAGUCCGGUGAGACCACUGCGUUCGUGGGGCCGAGUGGAGCCGGGAAGAGCACGGCGGUGCAGCUCAUCCAGCGCUUCUACGACCCUAAAGAGGGCAUGGUGACCCUGGAUGGUCAUGACAUCCGCGGCCUGAACAUCCAGUGGCUUCGCUCCCUCAUCGGGAUCGUGGAGCAGGAGCCGGUGCUAUUCGCCACCUCUAUCGCCGAGAACAUCCGCUACGGUCGCCUCGGCGUCUCCUCCGAUGACAUCAUCAAGGCCGCCAAAGAGGCCAAUGCUUACAACUUCAUCAUGGACCUACCACAGAAAUUUGACACGCUGGUUGGAGAGGGUGGUGGACAGAUGAGUGGCGGUCAGAAGCAGCGAAUCGCCAUCGCCCGCGCCCUAGUCCGCAAUCCCAGAAUCCUCCUGCUGGACAUGGCCACCUCUGCCCUGGACAACGAGAGUGAGGCUGUGGUACAGGAGGCUCUGGACAAGAUCGUGGGCCGCACCACGAUCUCCAUCGCCCACCGGCUGUCCACGAUAAAGAACGCGGACGUGAUCGUGGGCUUUGAGCACGGCCGCGCAGUGGAGAGGGGCAAACACGACGAGCUGCUCGAGAGGAAGGGCGUCUACUUCACCCUGGUCACACUGCAGAGCCAGGGAGACAAGGCGCUCAACGAGAAGGCCCGCCAGAUGGCUGAGGGAGAAAAUGCCGGAAAGACGGAUGAUAACUCAAAAGGCCUCCUGAGAGCAGGGAGUUAUCGUGACAGCUUACGAGCUUCUAUUCGGCAAAGAACAAAGUCACAGCUGUCUAAUAUUAUUCCGGAGUCUUCCGUACCAAUAGCUGGAGAGUUAGGCCCCAGGUCCUAUUCAGUGUCACAGGCUUUCGGGGCAGAGGAUAAGAGUGCCAUCCCUGAGGAGGAGGAGGAGGUGGUGGAGCCGGCCCCGGUGGCGCGCAUCCUCAAGUACAACGCCCCUGAGUGGCCCUACAUGCUCUUUGGCUCCAUCGGCGCCGCCAUCAACGGAGGAGUCAACCCCGUCUACUCACUGCUCUUCAGCCAGAUCCUGGCAACGUUCACGAUGCCUGACCCCAUAGAGCAGCGCAAUGCCAUCAAUGGCAUCUGCCUCUUCUUCGUGCUCGUCGGCCUCACUUCCUUCUUCACCCAGAUGCUCCAGGGCUAUGCGUUCUCCAAGUCUGGUGAGCUGCUGACCCGACGGCUGCGUCGGCUGGGCUUCCAGGCCAUGCUGGGACAGGAGAUUGGCUGGUUCGAUGACCACAGGAACAGCCCUGGGGCAUUGACCACCCGUCUGGCCACCGACGCCUCGCAGGUCCAGGGGGCAACAGGCUCUCAGAUCGGCAUGAUCGUGAACUCCAUGACGAACAUCGGCGUGGCCAUCAUCAUCUCCUUCUACUUCAGCUGGAAGCUGACCCUGGUCAUCUUGUGCUUCCUGCCCCUCCUGGCUCUCUCUGGCGGCUUCCAGGCCAAGAUGCUCACCGGCUUCGCCAAGCAGGACAAGCAGGCCAUGGAGAACGCAGGACAGAUCUCGGGAGAGGCCCUGAACAACAUCCGCACCAUCGCCGGCCUUGGGAAGGAGCGGAACUUUGUGGAAAAAUACGAGGCCCAGCUGGAAGCGCCGUACCGCGCCGCUCUCAACAAGGCCAAUGUCUAUGGCGCCUGCUACGGCUUCGCCCAGUGCAUCGUCUUCCUGGCCAACUCCGCCUCCUACAGGUUCGGAGGCUACCUGGUCAGACAGGAGGGGCUCCACUUCAGCAUGGUCUUCAGGGUCAUCUCUGCCAUAGUGACCAGUGGCACUGCCCUGGGCAGAGCCUCGUCCUACACCCCGGACUACGCCAAGGCCAAGAUCUCCGCAGCCCGCUUCUUCCAGCUGCUGGACCGCGUGCCCAAGAUCAACGUCUACAGCCCUCAGGGCCAGACAUGGAGUGACUUCCGAGGUAACCUGGAGUUCAUUGACUGCAAGUUCACGUACCCGACGCGUCCUGACAUCCAGGUGCUGAAUGGCCUGACCGUGAGCGUGAAGCCUGGACAGACACUGGCCUUCGUGGGCAGCAGCGGCUGUGGCAAGAGCACCAGCAUUCAGCUGCUGGAGCGCUUCUACGACCCAGACCAUGGCAGAGUGCUGAUUGAUGGCCAUGACUCGACUAAAGUGAACGUGGCCUUCCUGCGCUCCAAGAUCGGCAUCGUGUCCCAGGAGCCCAUCCUGUUCGACUGCAGCAUCGCCGAGAACAUCCGCUACGGCGAUAACCAGCGCGACAUCAGCAUGAACGACAUCAUCUCCGCCGCCAAGAAGGCACAGCUGCACGACUUCGUCAUGGCCCUGCCAGAGAAGUACGACACUAACGUGGGCUCGCAGGGCUCCCAGCUGUCUCGGGGGCAGAAGCAGCGAAUCGCCAUCGCCAGAGCCAUCAUCCGCGACCCCAAGAUCCUGCUGCUGGACGAGGCCACCUCCGCACUGGACACAGAGAGCGAGAAGACAGUACAGGAGGCCCUGGAUAAGGCUCGAGAGGGCCGGACAUGCAUUGUCAUCGCCCACCGCCUGUCCACCAUCCAGAACUCGAACACCAUCGCCGUGAUGUCCCGUGGCUACCUCAUGGAGAAGGGCAACCACGAGCAGCUGAUGGCCAAGAAGGGAGCCUACUACAAACUGGUCACCACGGGGGCGCCCAUCAGCUAAUACCAACAGCAACAGCGCUCUUUACAGCUACAGAGUUUUACAAUAACACUAAUGCCAGGGUUAAAGGGCCGUUCACACCAAGAACGAUAACUAUAACGAUAACUGUAACCAUUAAGAUAAAAGCGUCUACACUGACCAACAAUAAAAAAAAAAAGUCUCUCCUUGUGUUAAUAAUGUGAUGGCUAAAUGUGAUGGGUUCUGAUUGGCUGUUAGCUUUUUAUCGUUCUCAAAAUCGUUCUGAAAGUCCCAACGAUAUCGUUCUCCAUGUCGUUAUUGUUAGUUGGGAACGUUGUCAUUCAUAUUAACGAGAGCGAUAUUUGUUUAUAGUUAUCGUAAUAGUUAUCGUUCUUGGUGUGUGAAUGGCCCUUAAGUCAGGUCAGACUGUACAUUACCACCGGUCAGGAGACCAGUAAGGAAGGGGGAGUCGGGGUGAUUCCAAGGGUCCUGCACUAGCAGAGGGUCCUCAUUAAACUUAAUGAGCCGCAUUAUUAUGUUUGGGAGAGUACAAUAUCUUUUGUCUCUUAGGGCUGGACAUUUCUGGCAGAGCUCCUGACACCAGUGCUACGUUUGGUCAGCUCUAGACUUUGUGUUAACUCACAUCAAGAUGGCGACCCUGACAGAAAACUAAACAGCUUUUUAGAAUCUGAAAACACCUUGAAAGCUGCUGUUCUCUUAGAAUCUGAUAGCAAUUUAAAUCUGCUGUUCUCAGCAGUGUUCGCCUUCUUGACAAACUCUGCCAGGCUUCCGGGCCAAAAGAGACAGCUGACUUUAAUUCUUGUUUUGUAUACACAAUAAUACCUUUGAAGCAGGGACUCUGUGAAAAGUUCUGUGCAGUACUGCCUGGAUGAAAUGUACAGAUUACAAAGGCCAGAAAUGCCCUUGAGGUUUUUUUUUUUUUUGUUAACUUUAGUUACAUUUACAGUAGCUUUUAUACUGCUUAAGAAAUAAUUUACAAAUAUAUAACAUGAGCAUUAUGUAAUAUCUGCAUAUAGUUUAAGAUUUAUAUAUGAUCAUAUUUAUGUGAAAUUAAAUAAUGUGUAGAUUCAUAUAUUCAUGAUCAUUCAUAAAUGAUCAAGAGAUAAUUUAGCCGAGAUAAAACCACAAAAUGUUGGUCCUUAAAUAUGACUGUUCAUUUUCAUCUGACAAGCAUAAUAGUUCUCAAACAUUAACUGACUGAGUGCCAUGUUAGGAAAUACAGUUCAUCAUAAUAAUGCAUAGCACACACACACACACACACACACACACAGAAAGGCUGACUUGGUUGGUCUACAUUCUGUUUCAGCGCAUCAACUGUCGUGAUUUGGAGACAGAGGUCGCAAAUAAACUCUUGUGUUAUCAUUCAUGUUGUACAGCUAUAAAUGUUUACAUGUCAUCAGAUUGUGUAUUACUUUCCUAUUGUCAUUUACAUGCCUAUGUCAGUGUUAUCUUGAUUUAUGAGUAUUCAGGGAUUCAAAGGCAUAAGUAAUGAAAGUUGUAAGUCUAACAGACUAUUGAAAAUGACAUCUAAUCUGAAGUAUUUUCAAUAAAAUAUGUAAUGGUAAUGAUGUACAA
This is a messenger RNA of Sardina pilchardus (European sardine), 5988 nucleotides long. RefSeq names its product ATP-binding cassette, sub-family B (MDR/TAP), member 11b (gene abcb11b). Gene Ontology annotation, cellular component: membrane. Gene Ontology annotation, molecular function: ATP hydrolysis activity; ATP binding; ABC-type oligopeptide transporter activity. Gene Ontology annotation, biological process: transmembrane transport. The record is from RefSeq and is a predicted model, not a curated record. Lineage: Eukaryota; Metazoa; Chordata; Actinopteri; Clupeiformes; Clupeidae. The transcript is spliced from 28 exons. The coding region runs from base 400 to 4437 and encodes 1345 amino acids.